Molecule: messenger RNA, 431 nt
Organism: Aspergillus wentii DTO 134E9
Lineage: Eukaryota; Fungi; Ascomycota; Eurotiomycetes; Eurotiales; Aspergillaceae
Exons: 1
Coding region: 127-378 (83 amino acids)
Source: RefSeq, a predicted model, not a curated record
UUUGACGCCUGGGGUGGCUAGUUCGGUGGAUUUGAGUUUCUUUUGGCAUUUUGAGCAGACCAUUCUGAUCUUUUGUUGGAGUCUUUUAUUAUUUCCGUAAAUGAAGGGUUUGUAAUAAAGUAAUAUAUGUAUAGAUGGGAGAGAUGGUGUUGGUGUUGUGGUGAUGAUAUCAGUUGCCUUUUUGGAGGUGGUUUUUUUGCAUUAUUUCUUAGUCAGAUGGGUUGUGUUUACUGGUUUGGGUUUAGUGUGGUGCAUAAAACCUGCAUAUUUAUAUCUACUUUUUUUGAGCUUUGCAGUUCAGCUAUCAAUAUGAUGGCAUUAAAUCAUAGGUUUAGUUAUGUAGAUAAUAGAAUGCAACCAAUCCAUCCCUUCAUGUAACAUCCAUACGUAAGCAAAUGGGUAUCAUCCAAACGUAAAACGUAUCCGCCAAC